Molecule: messenger RNA, 678 nt
Organism: Rhipicephalus sanguineus (brown dog tick)
Lineage: Eukaryota; Metazoa; Arthropoda; Arachnida; Ixodida; Ixodidae
Exons: 3
Coding region: 174-596 (140 amino acids)
Source: RefSeq, a predicted model, not a curated record
UUCGCGGGCAAAAACGGUGGGUGGCCUUUUCCGGAGACCACAGACGCGAAGAGCGAACAAAGGCGGCGUUCGCGCGGCUCGGGCAGAUUCCCGUUGUGGUCGGGUGCGUGGAUGGUACGCUCAUCGCAAUCCCGAAGCCCCAUGGUCUGAGCUCCGCGGACACGACGCAUUACAUGUCGGGGAAGGGACUCUACGCAUUCAACACCACGAUCACAUGUGAUGCCGACCUCUGGAUGUCAGUCCAUGUUUCCUGGGGUCAUGUCAUGACUAGUGGGUAUGGCGGGGGAGCCCUCUCCGUCAGCACCUGGAAGCAAAACUUCGGCUUGCUUGGAGACUCCAGCUAUACAUUAGAACCGUGGUUCCCGACACCAGUGCCCGGACGACCAGCUCGUGGCACCCCUGAUAACCACUACAAGGCCCACACCGCCAUGCGCAAUGUUGUGGAGUGGUGCAUCGCUGUAAGCUUGUGCACAGCUGCUCAAGCAUCAUUGCUGCUUGUGCAGCUCUGCACGACAUUGCGUUGGCGGCACAUGAGCCUGUUCUCGAAGGAAACGAUGACGACACCGACGAUGCUGACUGCUGCCAGCAGCAGCUGAGCUACCACCACCACCACAACGGGAGCCAGCAGCAGCGCAACCGUGUAGUGAACCUGUUUCGAGAACCACAGGGCCUGCAUGC